AUGACCAGCUUCACCGAGCUCCUGAACCGCACCAAGCCGCUGCCGGAGCCCGAGGUGCCGGCGGAGGCGGAAGCGCCGGCCGGUCUGCAAGUAGCACAGAUGUUGUACACCCUGCUGUGGGAAACAGUGGGAACGGGCACAAAACAGGAACUGGGACCUUUCUUGGCCAACUAUGUGGAGAGACGCUUCGGGGAGACCAACAUCAAGCGACGUGUGCUGACUGCAGGCGCUGGGAGCAGCAUCUGUUCCGUGCUGAAGGGUUGCGAUGCGGUGAUGGUCGAAUCGGGCGGCAGACAACCCAGCUCUGAGGAGCUGGCUGCGGGGCAAAUGCUUCUGGAGAUUCGUCAGCUGCGGCGGAAGUAUCUCAGCUUCGCCCCGCAGGCGGCUGGCAACAGCCAUGCCGCAUCCUUCACUGCCAUUGCCUGGAAGGAGUUUGAGGGUGACUACGAACGGCUAUUACAGUUGCUUGGUAGCUCGGCUCUCUGGAAUUUCUGCAGGAGGCGCUUGGCAGCGGCCCGGGGGCUCUUCGAAGCUCACAGGGCUCUGAACGAAGACAACGAAGACGAAGAGGCGGCUGGCCGUGGCCUGACGCGGGUGGACAACUGCAUCCAGCUGGCGCGGGCGUUGCCGCCGGGAAGGCUGAUGGAUGUUUUCCACUCCAAACUGGCGGAGGGCAACGACAAGGAUGAGGACGCUGGGGCACUUCGGAAGCUGCUGGAGGGUCGCGAUGCUGGCGGCUGGCAGAGGCCGCCGGGUCCUCAGGAGCUGACCGCCGACGCGGACGAGCCGGUGCCGGCGAUGCAGUCGCUGAAGGGUUUGUUCUCCUGCACCACCAAUGUAGUCCACGGCUCAUACUUGCGAGAGACCACCUCGGCGUUGCUUCGACGCCUGGAGCGAUCCUCGCACGCCUCGGGCGGCGUGACGCUGGCGGAGCUGCGGCUGCCGCUGCACGCGGAGGGCGAUGCCUGGGUGGACCUGGCGCGCUGGGCCAGCGAUUUGGGAUCCCUGAGCAGCCGCGCGUGUUGGGUGGUGCAGUUGCCCGUCACCAGCUAUGCGGCUCUGAAGGGCCGACGAGCGAUCCUGGAUUAUGGGGAGCUGUUGGAUAAUGCCUUUGGACCUUUGGUCAAACUGGUAACAGAAGAGCCACAUGGGGAGGUCUGGCUGAAGCUCCAAGAACUGCUGCAUCACGUGGUGGCCUUUGAGCUGUCAGCGUGCUUAGCUGUUACGGAGCCUCUGAACGGAGAGGUGCCAGAGCCUUCGGAGUGGAACGAGUCUCAUAGCCCUCCCUUGGCGUACCAGUUCUACCACCUUUGGGCCAGACUCAAAGGCCUGAAUUGCGCCCGUGCCCGCUCCAAGCAGAAGGAAUUGGGGCUGCGGGCCGCUGCCUCGUCACCCGAGGCGUUGGCCUGUGCCUACCUCUUAGGCGCCUCAUCAGUCAGUGGGUGCGGCUCCUUGAGCUCUCAUCUGCCCUUGCAGUAUCUGUAUAUGCUGGACCAGGUUGGUGUGGCUGUAUCACAGUGCUCCAAGAGAUCUUUGGGCGAAGCCGGUGCACUUCAGAAGCUCUUCACGCAUGGUCUGAGGGUGGCCCUCUGCACUGAGGAUCCAGCGGUGUCGCAUUGGAGUGACGAUCCGCUGGGUCAGGAGUAUGGCCUGGCACAUUCUGCCGGCUUCUCCAAUGCAGACCUCGCGGAGUUGGCGCGCAACUCCCAAUGGAUCUCCUCCUUUGAGUCCUUUGCGCGGGAAGAGGAGAACGUGGAGGAGCAGGAGGCCAUGGGUUGGGAGCUUCAGAUGCCAGAUUUUUCGUGCAGCAGCUCCAGCUCCUUAUUUCUGCCGAAAAAAAUUAGUAGAACCCCAUUGACUGGAUGGCGAAAAACCAGAAACCGGUCACAAAGGUCCCACUGUUUCUUUUCUUCACAUCGAAGAUGGGUUCUAUUCCCAUGGGAUGAUCCUCGGGAAGGACUUUUGUAUUUUUCAAGGGGCCCAGGAAGCAUCACGACCCUGGAUUUGAUUGGAACUUCGAAAACGUGCCUGGUUUUCGCAGGAAUUUUCCUCAAAAAAUCCACCCAUGGAGGCUUCUCCACCACUCCUUGGCAACCUCUGAGGUCUUCGUGCCCGCUAUCGUCGUGCACAGCGACAGGAGGAGAUUGAGUUUCUGAGCAGUUUGAUCCCUGACAAAGAUCAGAAUCACCUUUAAAGAGCCUCAGGGUCGCUGGAAGAAUCCUUGAAUCAGACCUGCAAGCUGCAGAAUGGCAGAUUCCCUUUCAUGUACACAUAUUUCCGAUAGACAAAUUCUUUGAUACACAAAAAAGGCGACCUAAAAUCUGGUCGCCCAAAGUGCCCAAAGUGGCCCGGCUGCCGCGUGCUCUCCGUCAACAGGACGGCGUACCAGACACUGCGCCCAAAGUGGGGGAAACAACA
Molecule: messenger RNA, 2418 nt
Organism: Cladocopium goreaui
Lineage: Eukaryota; Dinophyceae; Suessiales; Symbiodiniaceae
Source: the annotation of a GenBank genome assembly